This is a messenger RNA of Cyphellophora europaea CBS 101466, 3153 nucleotides long. RefSeq lists its product as uncharacterized. Lineage: Eukaryota; Fungi; Ascomycota; Eurotiomycetes; Chaetothyriales; Cyphellophoraceae. The transcript has a single exon. The record is from RefSeq and is a predicted model, not a curated record. Bases 1 to 3153 code for a protein of 1050 amino acids.
AUGCUCAGCAUCAAGAUCGGUGAGAAUGAGCAAUCUAGAAGGCAAGAGUUUCAGAGCCUGUCACAGGCCCAGCAAGAUGUCAUCACCCGCGUCUUAGAAGGCCAGAGGCUUCUGUCGAAAGAGCUCAGUAACGCAAUCGUUGCUUCAGAGGCCAAAAUAACAUCAAGAUUGACCGCUCAAGAUGUUCAGCUAAGUCGAGCCGCCGAACGACAAGCACUCCAGAUAGCCUUGCGCCGUGAGAACGAACUCAGCGAAUGCAAAAGACGUCUGCUGAAGGCCCUCGCCUUUCCUGAAAUCAACCAGCGGCGAAACAUGAUUGAAGGACGAAUCGAUGAUUUCGGCCAUACCCUUGUUUGGAUUUUCGGUCCUCCUGUCAGGCCAGAUACUCCGGAAAGCAUUCUGUCGCUGAACACUGCGAAUGAGAGCGGGACCGACGAAGCACAGGACUCUGAUCGCUCGGCAACGAGCCCCGCACUUCCGACGAGCACCCAGGACGAGGCUCCUCAAAUCGCGUUGGAGAGGCCUCCUUCGAACGACGAGACAAGGCAAUCAGAAGAAGGGGUGAGGACAAGAUCUCCGUCGCCCGCCUCCCUGCCUGGCACGCCUGGUUCAUUCCGAUCUGUUACCCCUCCCCUGCCUCCGACACUGCCACACUCAUUCGUCGAAUGGCUUGAGGGAGAUGACGACCUGUUCUGGAUCUCGGGCAAACCGGGUUCAGGCAAAUCCACGCUCAUGGAUUUCAUAUAUUACAGAAUGCAACCUGAGCAGAUCGGCCAUUCGCAUUUGCAGCAGUGGGCCGGUCCGAGGCCUCUCGGAGUUCUCUCGUUCUUCUUUUUCCGGCCCUCUACUACCUCUUUGCUUCGGACAAUCGAAGGAUUCUGGAGGGCGCUUUGCUUUCAGAUUCUCGACAUAGACCAGACCCUGGCUGAUAUCGCUCGUGAGAACAGCGAUGGGAAUGUUCCGUUGAAUUUACGGUCUGCUUUGUUGCCCAACGGAUCCAGUAUGGAGUCAUGGACAGACAAGGAGCUGCAGGCCUGGUUCAAUUAUCUCAUAGAGCAUUCUUCUUUUGCCUACUGUCUUCUUGUCGAUGGUCUGGACGAGAUGGAAGGCAAUCGUCAACGACUACUUAACGUCAUCCUGGAUCUCUGUCAGACAAACUCGAACUUGAAGAUUUGCAGCUCUAGCCGACCGGAGAGUCCUUUCCUCGCAACCCUAAGACAGUUUCCUCAUUUGCUACUCCAUGAUCUCAACGAUAACGACAUCUUCCAGGACUGCUCGCGGCGGCUCGUUGGAACCAAAGCCGAGAAAUAUAUAUCGCAAAUUACACGCCGUGCCGAAGGAGUUUUCCUUUGGGCGCACCUCAUCUCUUCGGACCUUGCGGAGGCAGCUCGGGAAGGUGAAGACGAAACAAGCCUGGACCUUCGAUUCAAGGAGUGUCCGGACGAAAUGACCGAUCUCUUCAAGCACAUGUUGCAACGGCAAGCAAAGUUCUACUUGAAGUACCCGAAGCCGUACCUUCGGCUUGUAGAUUUUGCGUCCAGUAUUGAUCGCGACACCUCUAUUUUCGAGCUUCUUGUUGCCACUCUACCCUCCGAACGCAGCCCACACUGGCCAUCCCUUACUGGGAGAUUCGACGAUGGUUAUUUGUCAUAUCUCGAGGAGCAGCUCGAGGGGCUCGGCCCAAGGGUCGAAGCCGCUUGUGCCGGUCUUGUCCAAUGCAUGCCAACAAAACAGACCGGGGCCGGUGUAGUAUGGGGCGAAGACAUUCCACCUCAGUACCCGCGCAUGCAGUUUGCCCUCAACUCCAGAGUCGCUUUCGUCCACCGUAGCGUGCAGGACUUCCUACACGAGGACGAGGCAGGUACACAAUACUUUGCCAAGUUCGAGUUGUCGGACGACCAGGCCGCCGGAAGAUUAGUCCAGGGCGCAGCAGCAACCCUCUUCAUCGACGAAACCAAGCUCGAUAAGGGUGUAUUUGAUCGCCAAGUCAUGCAUUAUCUCGAGGCAAUGACAGAUGAGGGCCGCAAUAUGACCACAAUUCCCGUGGUCGACGCUUUCUUUAGACAGUUGACUCGACGCUGUCUAUCGAAAACCAACGACGAGGAGGUCAGUCGUCUGGCUCAGUAUAUGGGCGCUCCGGACCUCCCACCAUUUGAGGAUAUCGCUCUCGCCUAUACGUCAAUGCAUACGCUCGACGGUUUUGUGCGUGCUUACGUUGGGGCCUCGGAAGUCAAGCUUAGGGACACGGCCGCUGCCUAUGCUCUGUGCACAUAUCUCAACUCUGCCUGGAAUCGAUUCCGCGGGGACCUGGUCUCGACAGUAAUCACAGACCUAGACCCGCUGAAGGAAUACACCUUCGCAUAUCACGGUACUGGUCCCCCACAAGACAGAAGUGACAGUCUUGGCAUUGUUUGCACACGUCCACUCGUCGAUCAUGUGCUUGUUGCCUACGCUGGAAACAUUGGCCCAGAGUACGAAUUGGAUUUUCUAAGGUUUCCAGCACAUUUCUUCGACUGUGGAGAAACUGGCAUGCAUAGUGGCCAUGUAGAAGGCUGGCUUCUGGGCCAUAGUCGAACCAUCAGAGGGGCAUAUCCCAUUCCGGACAACGAUUGCAACUUCAUGAAGGAGAAAAUCGAAGAGUGGACGAUCUUGGUUUUUAGCAUUCGCAUCCAAGAUGUCUUCAGGGGAGAUUUAUUUCCCGUUAAGAUUACGCGUUGGAAACCGAGCGGCACGAGACGCUUUCUUGAUCUCAGGGAGGACGUGGUGGAAAGAUUUCGGCAAGCCCACAGUCGUGGAUCAUGGGAGUCCCUCGGCAACGAUUUCUUCCAGAACUUGACGGACAGCUAUAACGAUCUCGUCUUGGAACUCAAUUCAGAGGAAAGAGAGAAGAUUCUCCGCGGAGAACGGUCGUGGAUUGAGUCGUCGUUAGAUGUGACACAUACGCCGAACAAUGCUUAUGGCCGGUCCAGCACUCUUUACGAAAUGUUACUGGGACUUUCGUCUGGUGGGCCAAUUCCGGGUUCAAUCGGUGGUGAUGAUUUGAGAAUCCCAAGCAGUUGGGCAGAGUAUGGACAACGAGGGAGGCGAGGAAGGGGGCGUUUGCGCAAGCUUGAAUAUCGAUCCAACUCGCCAUCGCCAUCGCCAUCAAUAUAA